Messenger RNA from Marasmius oreades (fairy-ring Marasmius), 3215 nucleotides. RefSeq lists its product as uncharacterized. The coding region runs from base 858 to 3215 and encodes 785 amino acids. The transcript has 6 exons. NCBI's taxonomy places the organism in Eukaryota, Fungi, Basidiomycota, Agaricomycetes, Agaricales, Marasmiaceae. The record is from RefSeq and is a predicted model, not a curated record.
GGACCGUCAAUUAGGCCUAGGUUGGAGAACGACUUUAUCCCCGGGCCGUCGACGAAAACGUUGGUACUUCCAGCACCUUAUAAACCUGGUAUUGGACGCGAAAGUUGGCAGAUGUUGUCACUCCCUAAGAGUUCCCUCUGGAUUUACCGGGUUUCGAGAGCACCAGAGUGAAGUGGGGGACACAUGUACGCGGAUCGGAGCUUUUGACCCUUCUGCGGGACGGCGUUGGUUAGCACAUCCAUGUUUUUGAUCGAAGAUGCACAAUACAAUACGUCGAGAGGGCCAAACCACAGUAGGAGAAGAUGGCAUCGGAUGAGCUUCGAAGUAUUUAUUGGUCAAACACUGUUCAUCAUAUUGCUUUACGUGGGCGGUUUUGCGCGGGACGAGAUGCCGCAUUGGUAUUACUUUUAUUUGCUAUCCCGAUUUUACGCCGGAGGGAGAAGUUGAAGUUUCCGACAAAUCACUGCCUUUGUUGCCUGCGAAAUUCGUUGCCGAAAAGUGAUCAACAACUGGGACCCACCAAUCCAGGCCCGCCGAGACCACAUCUAUAAACGGGAGACGACUCUUUGCAAACAUGUGCGCAAGUCCUCUGGUUUCGCUGAAGCAAGACCCUUCAAAAUAGCUGACCGGAUGUCUCCAAUCUUGCCAAGUCACCUGUAACCCGUAGAAUUUUGAUCUUGUGCUUUUGUGGCACGGAUUGGGAAGAUUCUGAUAAGUAUGUAUCCAAGUAGCCAGCGAGCCCGUACAGGCGUCCGGAGGCAGUACCCGAAAUCAAUCCUUGUGUUUAUUGACACCAAGUCCCUGACCAGCUCGCCCUGGUCGGUCGGGUCGGAUUCCUCCCUUUCCCUCCAUCUUGAAUGAUUUUUUUAGUCCGUGAUGCCUUACGAAUCCCUCUGUACAACACCAACAUAACGAAAAUGGUCCUUGUUCUCUUAUUCAUCUGUUUCUUCCACGACCUGGUCAGUGCCGCGCCCACAAGACGAGAAGACGAGCAGUCGAAUGGAUUAAAACCGCAAGUAUGGGUUCCAAUAUUGAUAAUCGCAUUGCUCAUGGUGGUGAUUGUCACUGUUACAUGGUCAAAGAAGAGAGGCUUUCUUCACUGGGGCAGCAUUGGGCAGGCUGCAGCCGCAGGAGUAGGAGCGUUCUCGGCACCUGGUGGCGUUGUGCAAACUCGGGAGUUGACUGCUGAUCAACUCACAGGCAACACUACGAACACCAGUUCAAGUAAUAAUGGCAAUGGGAACAGGACAAGGAGAACGAGGAGGCCGCGUAGAACUCCGUCACAAAUUUCUACCACGUCCUUACCUGCCUACAACAAAGAGCCAGGAGAACAGGAACUUGUAAUCUUCCGAGGACCUGCCGACAUGGAGGAUGUUCCAAUACAUUCUGUUACCGCUGCUGUAGAAAUGCCGACUGUUGAAGAGGAUGGUGACUCGGAGCUUUCAAACUCUCGCUAUAAUCUAGUGCCAGAGUCACCCCAAGACAUGCCACUACUCCACGAAGUUGAUCGUUCUACUACCGUCCUCGCACCUUCUGCUGCUAACAGUCGAGGGCGACCAAGUAUCGAGACUAUGAACUCUAAUUCGGAUGAAAGUUCCCUGAUGCGAAUUGACACAACCCCAACCAUCGAUGAUUCCCCCGACCCCAGAGGUGCAGCACCUGCAUAUUUCGAAGUGGUGGAUAUCGGCGAAGUGCCGAUGGGGAAUGCAUCCCAGAUCACUAAUCGAACUCUAACGAUCGCAACGACACCCGAUACCACCCAACAAACUCAACCCAAUGACAAUACGAACCCACCGAGUCCCAGUAGACGUGGCACUUUCCGUUUCGCUCACAUCUUUGGACGUCACAGCAGUCAUCGUGCUUCUCAGUCUCAUUCUUCAGCGACGUCGCCACCUGUACUACCGCCUGGUAUUCCCGUUCCCAGGAACGCUGCCGCACAUGGACAACAUGGUCGAACGGAAUCGGCAGGAGGUCUGUCCCUCACGUCUACAGUCUCACGAUCCACACAAGCGUCCCCCGCGAACCGAAGCAGAAGUCGUAUGAGCGUUUACCACCGACCCUCCCAAAGCUCUUCAUCCCUCCUUUCCUUCGUCAAUCCCCUCACCCGCAAAAAGUCCUCCACCACGCUACAUUCUAUCAACGAUUUGACCUCACCUUCACUCAUCUCUCUGCAGAGUAUUUCGGCGCCACUGUCGCAUACUUUGGUAAAGACAGAAUUUACGUAUCCAAGGAGUGGGCCUACACCCGAGCAGCUAAAGCUGAUAUCGAGCAGGGAGAAUAUGGCGGGAAGGUUUGGGGUGCCGUAUGGUGCCGAGGCGGUUAGGUGGGCGAGGAGUAGGACUGAGUUGGUGGACUCGGAGCCUCCACCUGGGUUUGAGGAAAUUUCAGGGAGUCCGGGGCCAAAUGGAUCAAGCACAAACGCGAGUGCAAGUGGGACGAGUUCUACUCCUGGUAGUAACGGGAGCGCUUCGACCACCCUAACCUCGGCAUCGAGCGUAGACGCCAACGUAGGUGGUGCAAGCGGUAAUCCGGACCCUGCUACUAUUGGCACUGCUACUACAUCCCCGCCCGUAAUUCGAGUGGAUCCUGCGUCUAAACCUCCAACGCCUCGCGGACCUUCGCCAUCUCCUUCAGCUGUAGCGGACACUGCAACGGCAGCUCCUUCCUUUUCCUCUCCCUCAUCGUCCCCAGAUCCCAAUCCCAACCCUGCUUUGAUUCCUAUACCAGAAUCGCCUCCUACCCCAAAUUCGACCAUCAGCACAAAUACACAAUCCCGAUUCGUACCCUUAUCCGAGACGCAGUCAGUUUCCUCGAAAGCGAACAAGGAAAAAGCCUCACCACCAUCCGCUUUUAAUGCAGAGUUCAACGUCGAUGACGAUCUGUUCUAUACGCGAGCUUUAUCUCGUGCGAGCUCCUCCCGGUCAUUCGCUACAGCUAAUGAAUCGUUGAGUGAGUUUGGUGAGCGAACAGGAGCGAGAACAGGCAAAGGGACGCUCAACUCACGCUCAGACACUAUGAGAAGCGAGACGCCUGCGUUGUCGAUUGCGGAAUCGAGGUACUAUUCUGGGGAUGAUGAUGACGACGACGAUGAAGGCGGGGAUCAACGCAGUUUCCGUGGGACACGUAGGUAUGAUGAAUCUGAUUCGGGAGAAGAAACAGAGACGGAGUAUGAGGACAGUGAAAGGAGGAAUCGGAGGUUGACGGUGAGAGCGUAG